CCGCAGUCCGACUUGAACAGAUGGGUAACAUCUUGAAAGACGUGCUCCGGCUCUGCCGUGAAAAGGAGGGCCCGGGGUUUCGUUCGCUGUAAGCGGCUGGUGAUGAGAAAUUAUUUCCAGAGAUGUCGCCGAGACUGCACACCUCCGUUAUUUGGAAACCUUAAGACAUUUCAGCGGAAAGUUUUUUUUUCUUUUCGACCUCGGAUGGAAGAACUUUUGAGACAAAGCGGUAGCCACGGGGCUGUUUUCUCCCGUGUUUUGUUAGUGAUAAAAAUGGAGGAAACCCGGCCCUGAGUGACACAAUGUCUUGGGAGGAGUUCAUCGAGCUCCGUGACCUCAGGUCGACCAAAGAGCAGAUAGAGCUGACGGGGACGCGCGCUCCGUGCUCACCUCCGCGCCUAGAGAGAACCAACGCCCUGAGGAUCAGCCCGGGAAGGGUCCCAGACCUACUGAGUCGUGUGGGCAUUAUCAGAGUCCUGAGCAGCAGCCAGGACCCACAGCUCACAGAGGAGAAAGGAGAGGGCCACGACUUCCAACCCUGUAGCCACGCUCAGCCCACGUGGUGCGACCUGUGUGGAGACUUUAUCUGGGGCCUUUACAAGCAGAGCCUGCGGUGUGUCAAUUGUAAAUUCACAUGUCACUACCGAUGCCGUGCCCUGAUUCAACUGGACUGCAGCUGGGAACGAGGCUCCUUGGCUGACCCCACAUGUGUCGUGGAGUACACCAUAGAAACGGACACAAACGUGGAUGAACAGAUUGAAUUGAGUAAGCAGGAGCUGACAGUGGUGGACAUUCAGCAGAAAGUGAAGGAGUACAAUGCUCAGAUCAACAGCAAUCUGUUCAUGAACAUGAACAAGGAUGGGUCCUACACCGGCUUCAUAAAGGUGCAGUUCAAGCUGGCCCGACCCGUGUCUGUUCCCACCCCAAAGAAAGGAGGCAACGACACAGGCGGGAGGCGGGCCAGCGGAGUGAAGCGGCGCACCUCUUUCUACCUGCCGAAGGACGCGUCCAAGCAUUUGCACAUAAGUUCUCGAACUUCGGCUCGUGAGGUCAUCGAGGCUUUGUUGAAGAAGUUCACCGUUGUGGACAAUCCCGCCAAGUUUGCUCUAUUUGAGCGCAGCGAGCGUCACGACCAAGUUUAUAUCCGUAAGCUGUCUGAUACCGAGCGUCCCCUUCGUCUGCGUCUGUGCGCUGGACCGAAUGAGAAAGUCCUCAGUUUUGUGCUGAAAGAGAACGAAACUGGCGAAGUCAAUUGGCAUGCCUUCUCCAUGCCCGAGUUAAAGAACUUCCUGCGGAUUCUGCAGCGUGAAGAGGAGGAACAUAUCAAGCAGAUCGUGCAGCGCUACGCGUUGGCUCGCACUAAAAUGCAGGAGGCUCUGGCUGGCUCAACGCCCGGCUGAGAUGCCUACGCUCAGAGGGGCUUUAGCGUGCACCUUUCGGCUGGACGAUCGCCAGAAGUUGACCGGCCAUCGAUGCAUUCAAAGAUCCCAGAGAAUCCAACUCCAAACGCCUCUUGGUGAACGAGAGUGUGAGACAGGGCGCGAGACUAUGAGAGAGAGAGCGCUAGCGCGAAUGUGCAUGUGAGAUGAUGUGAGAGAUGAGACGUGCCUUACACCUGGAGAGUCUGAUGUGCCUGAGAGAAUGAGUUGAGAGAAUUGACGACUGGCAGAUGAGACAGUAAUGUCUUUAGCUUUUGGUUACUGUAGGAUUAUCCUGCACCUCAGCUGUGUUAUUUUUCCAGAAAACCAAAAUUGGUAAUAUUUCAAAUAAUGCAUUUAAUCCCCUUUGCCUUCACUCAACAACCCACCAUAAUAAUGAUGCUUCUCACCCUCGGGUUAAACACAUACUUGCUGCAAGGUAUUUGGAUUUUCACUUGACCUAAGCUCCGAGUCUGCCAUGUCCUCUCUUACACCCCUGAUGGGUGCAACUCUGAAUUUCACUGACAAUUUGUGAGUGUGACUGAUGUAUGGACAUUUGUAUGGAACUAUGAAUGUCUGCGAAAACAGUGCCCAAGUCACCCUGGUUGACUGGAACCUUGAAUGAAUAUUUCUUUGGAUGUGUUUAACUGGAAGUUUCCUGUCAUUCCUUUAUAUCUUUGUUUUGUUCUGUCCUUUAAAACAAAAUGUUUGUCUUCUGUCACUCUGUUCACUUUCACUGUAUGGAAGUCUAUGCACAAAUUUACUUGUUGUAGCAAUCUUAAGAAUGUCGUGACUAAUGUGCACUGCGUUUAGUAAAGAAUUACCAAAAAAUCUA
This is a messenger RNA of Maylandia zebra (zebra mbuna), 2253 nucleotides long. RefSeq names its product ras association domain-containing protein 1. NCBI's taxonomy places the organism in Eukaryota, Metazoa, Chordata, Actinopteri, Cichliformes, Cichlidae. Gene Ontology annotation, cellular component: nucleus; microtubule cytoskeleton. The record is from RefSeq and is a predicted model, not a curated record. Gene Ontology annotation, biological process: Ras protein signal transduction.